Messenger RNA from Penicilliopsis zonata CBS 506.65, 2000 nucleotides. RefSeq lists its product as hypothetical. Gene Ontology annotation, cellular component: membrane. The transcript has 14 exons. The record is from RefSeq and is a predicted model, not a curated record. Gene Ontology annotation, biological process: transmembrane transport. Bases 119 to 1720 code for a protein of 533 amino acids. NCBI's taxonomy places the organism in Eukaryota, Fungi, Ascomycota, Eurotiomycetes, Eurotiales, Aspergillaceae. Gene Ontology annotation, molecular function: transmembrane transporter activity.
UUAGAAUGGAAGGAGCGAGAGAACAACCUCCAUCAGACUUCAUCGAACCUUCUGUCUAAAAGAUCCAGCCAGGGUAAUACUCUUUUCUUAACAAGCUACUAUCAAUCUCAUCAACAAUAUGGAUACAACGAAGGAUCCAGCACCAGCCGGUGUCUCUGUCGAAACAAAUGCGUUGAACGCCUUUGAGGUAGUGGAUACCGACGAGCUGCGUCUGGCUCAGAUGGGUCACAGGCAAGAAUUGAAGCGGCAUUUCUCCGUGUGGAGCUUGAUUGGUCUCGCUGCCAACUGCACAAUCUCUUGGACUGGUCUUGGACUCGGGCUUAGUACUGCCAUUAAUGCUGGUGGCCCCGGAGCAUUGAUCUACGGGUUUAUUUUAGUUUUUAUUCUUCAAUCAUUCCUUGCCGCGUCACUUGCAGAGUUUGUCUCCGCAUACCCUGUUGAAGGUGGGAUGUAUCACUGGAUCGCUGCAAUUGCGCCAAAGCAGUACAGCAGUUUCUUGAGCUUUGCUACGGGAUGGAGUACGGUAUUUGGAUGGAUUUUCACCACUGCCUCCACAAACCUGAUAUACGCCACCAACUUUAUGGCAUUGAUCGCACUUUACAAGGACGACGGCUGGGCGAUGAAACCAUGGAUGACUUUCAUAGCCUAUCAGCUUCUCAACUUGGUCACAGGUGGGAUUGUAAUGCUGGGGAAUCGAUUCGUUCCUCUUAUCAAUAAGUUCUCUUUGUUUUAUCUUCAACUAGCCUGGUUAGCUGUCAUGGUCACCGUUGUUGCCACAGCUCCUAUACAUAACAGCAACGAAUUCGUCUUCCGAACUUGGAUCAACAAGACAGGGUGGAAGAGCAACACCAUCUGUUUCAUUACUGGACUAGUGAACCCCUUAUAUUCAUUGGGAGGCUUGGAUGGAAUCACGCAUAUCACCGAAGAGAUGCCAAAUCCUGAACGUAAUGCACCACUAGCUCUGGCCUGCAGCCUCGCCAUUGCUUUCAUCACCGGUUUGUCGUAUUUAUUGAGCCUUAUGUAUUCAGUUCAAGAUUAUGCUGGCUUGACAAAGACAUCUACUGGUCUUCCGUUAUCAGAGCUCUUCUUGCAGGCAACCCAGAACCGGGGUGGCGCUUUUGCAUUGACUUUUAUACUCUGGGUUGCCAUUGGACCAUGCAUGAUUGGCUCGCAACUCAGUACUGGACGAAUCGUCUGGGCUUUCGCCAGAGAUAAAGGUCUUCCAUUGUCGGCGCUUUUGGCGAGAGUCAACACACGGUUCGGCUGUCCUUUCAAUGCCCAACUUUGUGUGACUCUGACUGUUGCUCUGCUUGGUUGUCUCUACCUCGGGUCCAGUACCGCAUUCAAUGCGAUGAUGAGUUCAGCAGUGACAAUAAACAACAUUGCAUAUCUUGCCCCCCUCUUGACGAAUGUUAUUCUUGGCCGGAGAACGAUGCACCGAGGACACUUUUGCAUGGGCACGGUUGUUGGGAUGGGCAUCAAUAUUGUCACCGUAACGUGGCUCGCGUUCGCUAUUAUCUUCUUCUCGUUUCCAUACUACAUGCCUGCCACCGCCGUAAACAUGAAUUACACAUGCGUUUGUGUUGGCGGCGUCCUCGUCAUUCAACUACUAUGGUGGUUUAUUGGCGGAGGGAAAUACUCCAGAACCAUGCAGAAAGCGCGAGAAGAGGAGGAAAAUACUGCCCACAUGAUGAUUGCCGAUCAAUCGGACAAGAACUGAUUGAUGGUGACCGAUUCAUUUUAUUCGAUAUCCUUGUGAUAGCAUUCUUAAGAAUGAUAAGGAAACCAUGAAGUUGGCUUGGGAUUCGCAGGGGCUGUAAAACAUCGUCUGGUUCAAUUUGAAUUCGCCUACCGAAAAUGACAUAUAUACUUUGAAGGAAUUGGACAAAUUGCUGGUGUGUGUGUGUGUGUGCGAAUGCAGAAUGCGAGGGCUAAGAAUGGCCAGGUACUUCAGGAAGGCUUGGACUAGCUAAAAUACAAAGGAUAUCAGUCGCUGAUUG